AUCGUCAUCGUCAUCGUCAUCGUCGUCGUCGCUAUCAAAGUAGCUGUCGUCGAGAUCGUCGAGAUCGCCGAGCAUUGCCCGCGGCGACCGAAUGAACUCGUCAAUCUCGAGUUUCGCGUCGUCCAAGAUCAACGCUGCGUCCUUGAUCUCAUGCACGAGCUUUUUGAUCAGUCCCGGGGGUACCGCCGACGGCGACGACAGCGCCUUUUCGAAUUCUUCGAAUGCUUUGCAUUUCUCAAUGACUAUCCCCGUCGUUCUGAACUUUACAUCGUCCGGUAACUGUACGUCCUCCUCCUGCUGCUCAGAAUCACCAGAAGGCUUCGCCUCAUCGCUCAAAUCCAGCGCAAGACUCUCCAUCAUCACCGCCACCGCAUCCGCAGCCUUCGUCCUCCUCGUCUGCGUCUCCCGCUGCCGCCCAUCAACCCCAUCCACCAGCUGCGCGACCGCAAUACACAGCUCCACGCAAUACCUCCUCCUCUGCUCCGCCAGACUCGCGACCGCAAACCGCAGCUCGCUCCCCUGCCGCGCCGGCGUCUGCGUCUCGAGGUACUGCGCGACAAGCAAGCCCAGCAGCGCGCCGAGCUCGCGCAGACAGCCUGCGACGGCGGCGUCGGUUGCGGCCGUGGACGCGUGGCGCUGCGCGUCGGCGUUGAUGGUGGGGGAGAAGCGCGCAAGGCCGGCUUUGGUGGAUUGGAGACGGAUGUUGGCGAUCGUGCGGGCGAGGUCGAGCGUAGGGGAGGAGGAGGAGGUGUUGCGGAAGGUGUCGAGGGCUUGUUCGAGGAUGGUCCGCGUGAUGUCUGCGGUGUCGUGUAAGAUCGACGACGCCAUUUUCUCUUCUUUCUCUUCUGCGUUUGUGGUUUGGUGAGGGUGGUGAGUUGUGCGGUGGGGAUCAGAUGAGGGAAGGUAGGAAAACUGAUGAUGGUUGGGAGGGGUGGUGAAACUUUAUUCGCGGAAGAGGAACAAAUUUUCAUUGUUGAAGAAGAGAUGGAUGGAUUAUGGGUUUAU
This is a messenger RNA of Myxozyma melibiosi, 1005 nucleotides long. RefSeq lists its product as uncharacterized. The record is from RefSeq and is a predicted model, not a curated record. The coding region runs from base 92 to 865 and encodes 257 amino acids. NCBI's taxonomy places the organism in Eukaryota, Fungi, Ascomycota, Lipomycetes, Lipomycetales, Lipomycetaceae. The transcript is spliced from 2 exons.